Linum trigynum is the source of this 4338-nucleotide messenger RNA. The record is from the annotation of a GenBank genome assembly. Lineage: Eukaryota; Viridiplantae; Streptophyta; Magnoliopsida; Malpighiales; Linaceae.
UCUUAAAUAGGCUCCUAGGGCCUGGUAUGAUAAAUUAACGUCAUUUUUGAUAUCCCAAGGAUUCAGUCAAGGUGGAGUGGAUAAAACCUUGUUUAUAAAACACAAAAACUGUCAUUCUCUGAUAGUCCAAGUCUAUGUAGAUGAUAUUGUGUUUGGUAGCACUGAUCCUACUUUGUGUGAUGAGUUCUGUUACACUAUGAAAAACAUGUUUGAGAUGAGUCUUGUAGGUGAGUUGAAUCACUUUCUAGGGCUCCAAAUACACCAAACUGACCUAGGAAUCUUUAUUCAUCAAUCUAAAUAUCUACAGUCCAUGCUGUCUAAAUUUGAAUUGACCAAAGUCAACCCCUCCAAGACUCCCCUGGCUUCUAAUGCUCACCUAGAUUAUGACCUAGUGGGGAUCCCUGUGUGUGAAAAGAAGUAUAGAGCCAUGAUUGGAUCCCUGCUCUAUUUGACAGCUAGUAGGCCUGACAUUCAGUUCAGUGUAUGUCUAUGUGCCAGGUUCCAACAUCAACCCAAAGAAAGUCAUUUAACUGCUGUCAAACGAAUUUUUAGAUACUUAAAAGGCACUUGUGACCUUGGUUUGUGGUACCCCAGAUCUGAGUCUCCCUCUCUAGUAGGAUACUCAGAUUCUGAUUUUGCUGGAAGCAUCACUGACAGAAAAAGUACCAGUGGUACUUGUCAAUUCUUUGGACAAUCACUUGUGUCCUGGUCCAGUAAAAAACAAGGAUCAGUUGCACUGUCUACAACAGAAGCAGAAUAUAUUGCUGCUGGUAGCUGUUGCACCCAAAUUUUAUGGCUGAAAUCCCAACUCCUAGACUAUGGUCUGAAAUUUGAACACAUCCCCAUACUCUGUGAUAACACAAGUGCAAUCUGCAUGUCAAAAAACCCUGUUCAUCACAGUAGAACUAAACAUAUCGAGAUUAAACAUCAUUUUAUUAGAGAAGUCAUACAAGCUGGACACAUAGAACUAAGUUUCAUAUCCACUGAAUUCCAAAUAGCUGAUAUAUUUACAAAACCGUUAUCUUCUGAACGGUUUAUUCGACUUUGUGGGGAACUGGGAUGCAAUCACUUCACUCCAUUCGAGACAGUCACUAAAACAGGUUCUGCCCUUCCUUUACUACUGGUCUUACUUAUUAAUUACAUUAGCUGUGUUCUCUUGUUGUUUUCAGUUUGUGUGCAUGUACUUGAUGCCUCGUUAUUCCAUAUUGUGUGAUUUUCAUCACUGAUAUUUAGUUCUGUACCUCUUCCCCUUCUUUCCUGGCUUUAUAUAUUUCCUGCUUCGUGCCGAACAUCAGUCCACCUCAGUCUUGUCCCUUAAGUAAUUUAGUCAUGACUGAUCUUUUCACCUCAUCCAACAUUCCAGGUGCUAUUGUCACCUAUGUUGGGAGGACCUUCAACGAGCCCAUUGACUUCAAUCUCCACCGUUUCAAAGAGUUAUUUGCCUCUAGACCUCUUUCUGACCCCGUCACUCUCGACAUGUUUGAAUUCAAAUCUCUUGGUGUGGACAUCACUCCAUUCAUUCGCAAUCUGGGGUGGGAGUUUCUUCUCUACUAUCCCCCUCUUGCUGCCUGCCCUUUGCCUGUCCACACCUUCUAUGCCAAUCUUGACUGUCAAGGAAUAACCACUCGCAAGCUCACAACACUUGUUAAUGGUUACUUCAUUUCUCUCACAUCAGAAGCUCUUAGCCUUCUCCUGAAUCUCUCAACAGGAGGACCUCUUCCCUUGGCCCAUGAAGAUGAAUUUCUCUUUUAUGACUUUGACCAUGUGAUUGAGUACUCAAGAAUCACUCAACGCACUGUAGGGGCACAAGAGGUCAUUACCUCAGCUGAUCUAAACUCAUCCCUUCGCACUUUACACUACCUCAUCACCCACCUGUUUCUGCCUAGGAAUCAUGGUCACAAUAUAGUCACCAAGAUAGAUCUCUGGAUUCUCUCAAAUGCCCUCACAGGCAGGAAGAUUGACUACUCUCAGCUGCUGUUUGGUUCAAUAGUUCGAAGUGCUGAUGCUCAUCUUGGAGGAUGCCUCCCCUAUGGUGGGUUCAUUACCCUCCUCCUGUCCAAUUUAGGAAUCUCGCUUGAUGGCUACUCCACCAUUGAAAAAUCUAUCUCUGUUCCAGCCCUCCAUGUUCUACAGCUUAUUCAUGUUGAUCCUCAGCCUUCAAAAGGGGGAGACACUUCAGGACCAGCUUUAAGGAAAUCCAAACCUCUGUCCAAAACAAUCUCCAAAUCGAUGAUUCUUGGUAAAACCUCAUCAGUGUGCAAAAAUCUCAUCAUUUCUUUUGAAGAAGGAGAGGCUGAACUAGAGCCUGAAUCCAUAUCCGAAAAGGAAAUCAAACUAUUUGCUGAAGACCUUGAGAAAGAACUGAUGGAAGGGGAUGAUGGCACUCAAAUUGAAGACGAGAUGAAGGAAGCUAGAACUCAGGGGGAGACUCAGGACACUCUUCCUGAAAGUGAAGAAUCUUAGAAAUCUAAAUCUCAGGGGGAGUCAGAAAAACUUCCUUGUUCUGAAAUCCUCCUCUAAGAAAGAUGGUCUUAGAGAAUAAAUCGUGUUCAGUAGUAGUCUACCAUUUUCAUGUCAAAGACCAUAAUGGUCUAAGUGUGGCUUCUAAAUCCUGAUUGUUUCCAGUAGUAGUCUGUCCUUUUCGUGUCAAGACCAUAAUGGUCUAAGUUUGGUUUCUAAAUCUUGUCUUGAAUCAAGUCUUUGAUGAUGAUCUAAAUAAAUUACUCAAAUUCAAUGCGUGGUGAUGUGUGUUGUGAAGUCUCUUAAAGAUCAAGCUUGCUUUUAAAAAUAUGCUUGUAUGACUGCAGAACUCUUAGUCUCUGCAGCACCUUGGCUGAUUACAGGAUGGUUGACUCGAGCGCAGGGGGAGAUUGUUGAGCCUGGCCUCGUCUUCUACAUACAAUUGAAAGGCCCAGUCUCUAAAUAAGCCCGGUCGCUUAUCCUCAUACUACGACGAGAGCCCAGUAGCGCUUCAUCGUCACUAUCUCUGUCAUCAGCUUCAACAAAGGCUUCGAACGAAAGAUUCCAUCAUCGAUCUCUGCUACAAUCAAUUCCUCCCAACGGAAACCUGCAUUGAUGAUGAGAGACAGAAGACUAGCUCCUCCGAGGUCUAUAUCAAGAACUGCUCAGAACAAAGAAGGUGACGGUUUUCCUUUUCUCAGUAAGAGUGUGGAUCUCUUUGGGAGUCUAGGUCUGGGUCUGUGUAAGUGUCUGGAAAGCUUGAGUUGGGGCCGUGUGCCAGGGACUCAAGCUUAUCCGGGCAUAGCUUUCAUUCUCGCCUUGUUAUCUUGGAUCUUCGUUAAAGAAUUGUUGUGUCUCAAUUCAGUGUUGUGUCUCUUCAAUUGAAUAUGUAUUAGGUCUCCCUAUUUCUCGAGUGUUUCAAUUGGAAUUGUUUUUCCUUCUUACUGCGCGUUCUCUUAUCUAAUCUACCAAGGGAUUGGAACUUGAUACAUAGUGAAAUAUCAGCCCCUUAUAAAAAUUAUGCAUGGCUGCUUCCACCCACUUGCGGCGAAGCUUUUCAUCCCCCACACAGUCAACACGGUGGCCCCAACCUCGGUCAAGCUUCAGGUAGUAUCAGCGCUUUCUUCCUCUUGGUGAUUGUUGCCUUGCUUCCCUUCGUGUAGACGUAAAAUCGAAGUAAGGAUGUGAAAGAGAGACGCGGAUAAGGGGGGAACGGGGAGAGAAAGAACGGGGACAAAAGUGAAGUGAUGAUCGAGAGAGGGAGGGAGAGAUUUCACUUUUCUUUGUUUUCUGUCACUUUCGGCAUAAAAAAAUGAAGGAGAAAUGAUGGUGAGAAUGUGGGAUAGAAAGGCUGCAGCUGAAACGUGGGUUGGGUAGAGUUUACAAUGAUAUAUAUUUUGCCAUAUAUAUAUAUAUGGUGCCUUCUACGGUACUCCAGGCGAAAUCUAUGAUACCGCAUACUUUGAGUAUGAAAAUGCUAUCUAGACUUCGAAUUAGGAGGAUUUUUAAACCUGAUACUAUACUCAAACCCUUAAUGAGUGAACCCUAGUUCCUAAUUAUCUAAAUUAUAAACUAUAAACCCUAAGAUGGAUCAUUCAUUUUUGGCCUUUAUAGUUUAUGAUUUAGAUAAUCAAGACCUAGGGUUCACUCAUUAAGGGUUAGGGCAUAGUAUCGUGCCCAAAAAUCCUGCUAUUCGAGGUCUAGAUAGCGUUUUCAUACUCAAGGUAUGCGGUACCCUAGAUUUCGCCCGGGGUACCGUAGAAGGCACCAUAUAUAUAUAUGACAAAAUAUAUAUCAUUAUAAACUCUACCCAACCCACGUUUCACCAGGCGUAUGUUGUACGCCUGUGUUCACACCUAUUAAAAUUUUUAAUUUAUU